Caenorhabditis briggsae is the source of this 1038-nucleotide messenger RNA. Lineage: Eukaryota; Metazoa; Nematoda; Chromadorea; Rhabditida; Rhabditidae. The record is from RefSeq and is a predicted model, not a curated record. Bases 1 to 1038 code for a protein of 345 amino acids. The transcript has 7 exons.
AUGUCCAGGAAUACAGGUCAUUCUCGUAAUUCGGAAGAUCAGCCUUCGUUCCAAAAACGAAAGAUCACUGAAUUGGUGAAACUCAUUCCAGAAUGCGACGGGUAUCGAUGGAUAGAAAAUGUGAACGAAACUUUUGAACUGCUCGAUGAAAAAAUGGGAAUGAUGACAAGAGUCAUGACGUCGCUGAUGUGUAAUGAAGAACCAAAUACAGUUUUCUCGCGUACCGAUGUGCUGAAACGAGUACUUGAAGACUGCCGUGGGAUCACUUCUCUGAUGCAAAUACAAAAGAUGAAACUAGCUGCCAUAAGACACGAGAUCCCUCAGACAAUGGAUUCUAAUGAGAUAAGGAGAGAAAACACUAUUAUGAGGCGACUAUUUUCUGGAAAAAGAAGAAAGGUCCUUGACAUGAAAAUUUCAAAUGUAUAUCGGUCUGUGUACAGAGAAUUCCUCGUUUAUCCUUCGCCGAUUUUCAAGUUGUCUGAAUUCAUAUCGCACAUGAAUGAAUUACCAAAACCGAACAGAUAUACUGAAGAACAAGUUCACCUGCUUGUUCCCGACUUGAUGAGGCGAACCUUUAUUAAUGGAUUCUCCUGUAAUGACGGAACAGACUAUAUAGUUGUGAAGGAACUGUGUAUGCAAAACUUAGGCAAACAAUUGAGUAACUUCGUAGUAACCGAAGACGAAUACAUGACAGCUAGCGUUCCAAAGAGCCUUUCAGAUUUGAAGGAAAUGAUAGCAAAACUUGAAGUACCUAUUCUAGAAAAGUUGGACAGUGAGCUCUGGUCAAUAGUGUCAAAUAUGAUUCUGGCUACAGCAGUGAGGCAAGCCGGAGCUUACAUCUUUCCUAAUGAGUUUCCAUCAAACCUUCAGAAUUCGGUUUUGAAAGUUGUCACAACAUUAAUAAAUUCUGGAUUCAUCGAAGAGUGCCAAGAGGAUGGUCAACCUCAAAUUUUUGCUAAGUGUAUCAGAAAAGAUACCGCUGAGAGACUCGGGGCCACAGUUGAGAUACAAUGGUGUUUGAACAACUCCUAUAAAUAA